AUGAGAAUCUUAUCUAUCGCCUUCAUUUUUGCUUUUAUCCAGGUUGCUUUUGCUGCUCCUCUAGAUGCUCUUGUUGCUAGAGGUAUUGUUAAACCUUCUGAUGAUUCUUUCUAUUCGCCAAAGGAUGGAUACGAAAAGCUUAAGGUAGGUGAAAUCAUUAACUGGAGGAAAAUGACAAACGCAUAUGGCAUUGCAAUCGUCAAAGAAAGAAUAGAUUCUGCAUACCAGUUAUUGGUCCGGUCUGAAGACUCUUUCGGAAACCCAAAUGCUAUUGUGACAACUGUUCUUAUUCCAUACAACGUUGAUAACACUAAAAUCUUAUCCUACCAAGCUGCUGUUGAUACCCCAAAUCCUGAUUGUGCUCCUUCGUAUGCUUUGCAACUUGGAUCAGAUCCAUCUACUUGGAUCACUACUCAGAUCGAACAAGUUCUCUCUGUGGCUGGUUUGUACGAAGGUUGGAUUGUUGUUAUUCCUGAUUUCUUGGGUCCCAAGGGUGCAUUCGGUGUUGGUUUACAAGCUGCCCAUGCUACUUUAAACUCUUUAAAAGCCGUUGUUUCAUCUAAUGCUAUCACCGGAGCUAGCAAGGAUGCUCAAAUUGCUCUUUGGGGUUACUCUGGUGGAACUCAACCUUCACUCUGGGCUGCUGCUUUGGCUUCCACCUAUGCACCUGAAUUGAAUAUCAUUGGAGCUGCUGUGGGUGGACUUCUCAUUGACUUAGAACAUGUUGCCACUACUGCCAUGAAGUUCCCAUUUGCCGGUCUAGUCAUUAAUGCCAUCAACGGUCUUGCCAAUGAAUACCCGGACUUAUUGCAAUAUGUUAAGAAGAUCAUUUACCCAGCUAUCGAAACGAAGUUCUUCAGCGUUACGAAACAAUGUUUGAUACCAAGUGCUUUGAGUAACCUCUUCACAAACUGGAAUCAACUCACUUCAUUAGGAGUUAAUGUUUUACAACAACCAGUUGUGAAGAAUGUCACUAGUCUUAAUAACAUGCUCAACUUGAACGCAAAACCAACUAUCCCUUUGUUUUUUUACAAUGCUAAAUUGGAUGAAAUUGUUCCUGCUACUGAUGCAGACAAAUUAUUCGCAAAGUGGUGUGCCCAAGGUGUUAGUAUUCAGUACAACCAAGAUUUACUCAGUGGACACAUUACUCAAGCCAUUUUUGGUUCUGGUAGUGCCUUCACUUGGAUCAAGGAUAGAUUCAAAGGUAAAAGUCAAACCGGUUGCAAAAAGAGGCCCACAAUUUCAAACGCGUUGAACUUCGAAUCUCUUCUUGGAUUCAAUAAUAUUAUUAGCAGUGCUCUUAAGACUCUCUUCUUCCAAGCAGUUGGCCCACAGUCACAGCUUUCCUCGCAGCUUGGUUCCUUUGCAGACCUCCCAGCCAAGGGUAAUGACACUACUGAGGCUACUAGAACUAUUGUCCAAGGCAUUGCCACCAGUUUUGCUCAAUCGGACAUCGAUGCAGUUGCUUCUGGUGAUGCUAUUUUGGUCAAUGCACCAACCAGUGCUGCUUAA
This is a messenger RNA of Suhomyces tanzawaensis NRRL Y-17324, 1512 nucleotides long. Its product is annotated as LIP-domain-containing protein. The coding region runs from base 1 to 1512 and encodes 503 amino acids. NCBI's taxonomy places the organism in Eukaryota, Fungi, Ascomycota, Pichiomycetes, Serinales, Debaryomycetaceae. Gene Ontology annotation, biological process: lipid catabolic process. Gene Ontology annotation, molecular function: triacylglycerol lipase activity. The transcript has a single exon. The record is from RefSeq and is a predicted model, not a curated record.